AUGGUCGCCUGGUGGUCCUUAUUUCUUUACGGUCUUCAGGUCGCGGCCCCUGCUUUGGCUGCAACACCUGCCGACUGGCGAUCGCAAUCCAUUUAUUUCCUUCUCACAGAUCGAUUUGCAAGGACGGAUGGGUCGACGACUGCGGCUUGUAACACUGAGGAUCGGAAAUACUGUGGUGGAACAUGGCAGGGCAUCAUCGACAAGCUGGAUUAUAUCCAAGGAAUGGGCUUCACAGCCAUCUGGAUCACCCCCGUUACCGGCCAGCUGCCCCAGAACACCGCAUACGGGGACGCCUACCAUGGUUACUGGCAGCAGGAUAUAUACUCCCUGAACGAAAAUUACGGCACAGCAGAUGACUUGAAGGCUCUCUCUUCGGCCCUUCAUAAGAGGGGCAUGUAUCUGAUGGUCGAUGUGGUUGCUAACCAUAUGGGCUAUGAUGGAGCGGGAGCCUCAGUUGAUUACAGCGUGUUCAAGCCGUUCAAUUCCCAAGAAUACUUCCACUCAUUCUGUCUCAUUCAAAACUAUGAGGACCAGACCCAGGUUGAGGAUUGCUGGUUAGGAGAUAAUACUGUCUCCUUGCCCGAUCUCGAUACCACUAAAGAUGAAGUGAAGAAUGAAUGGUACGACUGGGUGGGAACAUUAGUAUCAAACUACUCCAUCGAUGGUCUCCGUGUCGACACAGUGAAACACGUCCAGAAGGACUUCUGGCCGGGGUACAACAAAGCUGCAGGCGUGUACUGCAUCGGCGAAGUCCUCGACGGUGAUCCGGCAUACACAUGUCCCUACCAGGAUGUCAUGGACGGCGUACUGAACUACCCGAUUUACUACCCACUCCUCAACGCUUUCAAAUCAACCUCUGGCAGCAUGAACGACCUCUACAACAUGAUCAACACCGUCAAAUCUGACUGUCCAGACUCAACGCUCCUGGGCACAUUCGUCGAGAACCACGACAACCCACGGUUCGCUUCGUAA
Aspergillus caelatus is the source of this 972-nucleotide messenger RNA. Its product is annotated as glycoside hydrolase superfamily. Lineage: Eukaryota; Fungi; Ascomycota; Eurotiomycetes; Eurotiales; Aspergillaceae. The record is from RefSeq and is a predicted model, not a curated record. The transcript has 7 exons. Gene Ontology annotation, biological process: carbohydrate metabolic process. The coding region runs from base 1 to 972 and encodes 323 amino acids. Gene Ontology annotation, molecular function: cation binding; alpha-amylase activity.